GCUGCGGCCUGUGCUGUCCAGCAACCAUGGCGGUCUGGUGACAGAGGGGGUUCUGGAAUUGAAGCAUGCUGGGAAGUGGCGUCAUGUGUGUAGCCAUGGAUGGGACCUGAGCAGCAGCCGUGUUGUCUGUGGCAUGUUAGGAUUCCCUGCUGCAGAAGCGUUUGACCAGAACGCCUACAGGAAACUGUGGGACUCAAAGCUGGCUGAUCCAUCCUCCAGACUAAGAACACAGAUCAGUAAAAAGGCCUACUGGGUGGAGAAAGUGCAGUGUCAGGGUGUGGAGACCUCACUGUCACAUUGCCAGGCCCAGCUGUCCCUCCCCAGGAGCGACGUCCCAUGCAGGGGCGGCAUGCAUGCUGUAGUCCGCUGUGUCCCAGGAUCCCAGUUCACACGCUAUGGGAGAGCUCCUGCACCACCUGCUGUGCCGCCUGUUGCUCGUCUGAAGGGAGGGCCUCGGCUUGGGGAGGGCCGUGUUGAGGUGCUGAUAGAGGGCAAGUGGGGCACCGUGUGUGACCAUCUGUGGGACAUCACUGCAGCCAGCGUGGUCUGUAGGGAGCUGGGCUUCGGGACAGCCAAGGAGGCCCUCACCAAGGCUCGGCUGGGACAGGGUACCGGUCCCAUCCACAUGAACAGUGUCCAGUGCACAGGAAGGGAGAAAUCGAUUACAGAGUGUCACUACAGACCAGUGCCACUUUACAGCUGCAAACACAACCAGGAUGUAGCAGUCCGCUGCAAUGUGCCCAACACUGGCAUGCAGGCCACAGUGAGAAGCUCACACAAAAACAUGACAGCAUAUUCACAGACAGACUCUAAGCAGUAUCGCUCACAAGAAAACACUUUUUCCUGUCUCUGCGUUCAGGUGCGUCUGGCAGGAGGCAGAGAGCCAGCAGAGGGCCGUGUAGAGGUGUUGAUGGAGGUCGGAGGAGCAAAGCGUUGGGGCUCUGUGUGCAGCGAAAACUGGGGCAUCAACGAGGCCAUGGUGGUCUGUCGACAGCUGGGCCUAGGCUUUGCCGCAAGAGCUCAUCAGGAGACCUGGUACUGGCCUGGUUCUCCAGAUGCUGCAGAGGUGGUGCUGAGUGGCACUCACUGCAUUGGCACUGAGAUGUCUCUCCAGCACUGCCGCAGAAACACACAUGUGUACUGUCCCAGAGGAGGCGAUGGCAGGGCUGCAGGAGUCACGUGUGUAGAAACUGCUCCCGAUCUUGUGCUGGAUGCCCAGCUGGUCCAAGAGACAGCCUACCUGGAGGACCGACCACUCCACCUACUGACCUGCGCCAAUGAGGAGAACUGUUUGUCCUCCUCUGCCGCCAGGAUGAGCUGGCCCUACGGACACCGCCGCCUGCUGCGCUUCUCCUCCCGCAUUAUGAACCUGGGUCUUGCUGACUUCCGGCCCCGGGCCUCCAGAGAAAGCUGGGUGUGGCACCAGUGUCACAGGCACUACCACAGCAUUGAGGUGUUCACCCACUAUGAUCUGCUGACCUUCAAUGGUACCAAGGUGGCUGAAGGUCACAAAGCCAGUUUCUGUCUGGAGGACACCUACUGCCCCGAUGGUCUCUAUAAGCGGUAUGCCUGCUAUAACAUGGGUGAGCAGGGUAUCUCAGUGGGCUGCUGGGACACAUACCGCCACGACAUCGACUGCCAGUGGGUCGACAUCACAGAUGUACGACCUGGUGAAUACAUUUUCCAGGUGGAGGUCAACCCUUCCUUAGACAUGGCUGAGUCUGAUUUCCAGAACAAUGUAAUGCGCUGUCGGGCCAAGUACGACGGAGCACGAAUUUACAUGUUUGGUUGCCACGCAGGCGAUGCUUACAGUGCUGAGGUGGAGGACUUGUUUGACCACCACCAUCAGAUCUCCAGCAACUUUCUGUGAAUAAAGGAUCAUUCAGAUUUAAGGACAGAACAACUGUACAACUCCUCACCACACCUCAACAUAUCAGGCGAGGAAGGGUGAAUGACAAUGAUAUAUGCCAGUAGAUAUAAAGAUGAAGGCCAGAGGGAGGAGGGUGGGAAACUGGGAUGGGUUGAGAGGGAUGUAGGGGCUUCAUACAGAAAUGACUAAUUAGGAUCCCAGGAUUGUCAUCAGCAGUGACUGUCCCCUGUUAGAAAGUCAAAGAGAUGUAAGAAGGCCUGUAGAAAGAGGAAGACCAGUGUAGGUUGUAAGAAGCUUCAUGUCACCAUAAUAUAACGUAGAGUAGUUUACAACUUUCUAAAAAAAAAAUCCCUUAAUCAAAACAUAACCACAGUUAACAAAGUAAUGACAUGAAGGCACAUGAGAACAACACACCCUUUACUAUUACAGUACAUCACCAGACUGUCGGCCAUGUAAUAUCAACACAGACUGUCAACAAAUCUAUGUACUUGCUUCCUGUGCUUUCACUGAUCACAUUACAUUCCAGUGUUUACUGAUCCAACUGUGUGUUUUUUGGUUUUGUUUUCUUCUUUUUUGGAAUGAGAAUUUAUUUUGUGGUGCUAUUUUGCCUUAUUUGAAUAAAUAUUGUAAUGUAUUGCAAAUGUAUUGUCAUGUAUAGUUUUAUAUUACCUCUCUGGAAUAAUGUUGUUUAGGUCUCUAAUUUAUGCAAAAGUUUACUGUACUUUUGAGUUUAAACUUGUCCCUGUGUGGCUGUGUUUUGUAUUGUUGAUUUUAUUAUGGUCAAUAUUUUCACUUGUUUGUUCUUUACCUGUUUAAUAUCAGUACAGCCAGAUGAGAUCUGGUUGUACCACAGUAUGGCGCCUUUAACAGUACA
This is a messenger RNA of Monopterus albus (swamp eel), 2744 nucleotides long. Its product is annotated as lysyl oxidase homolog 4. Bases 134 to 1870 code for a protein of 578 amino acids. Gene Ontology annotation, molecular function: copper ion binding; protein-lysine 6-oxidase activity. The transcript is spliced from 11 exons. Gene Ontology annotation, cellular component: membrane. The record is from RefSeq and is a predicted model, not a curated record. Gene Ontology annotation, biological process: peptidyl-lysine oxidation; collagen fibril organization. NCBI's taxonomy places the organism in Eukaryota, Metazoa, Chordata, Actinopteri, Synbranchiformes, Synbranchidae.